Messenger RNA from Rhinichthys klamathensis goyatoka, 1186 nucleotides. It is a transcript of the gene lysmd4, whose product is annotated as LysM, putative peptidoglycan-binding, domain containing 4. The transcript is spliced from 3 exons. Bases 146 to 991 code for a protein of 281 amino acids. The record is from RefSeq and is a predicted model, not a curated record. Lineage: Eukaryota; Metazoa; Chordata; Actinopteri; Cypriniformes; Leuciscidae.
GGGGACCUGUCAAUCAACACUCGAUCCCUUGCCAGCACUAUCAAACUCGGUUGCGGUAUGAAGUUUCUAAAAUGACACUUUGGGAUAUUUUUGUCGGCACAAUGUUGCUGUUUUUGUCUAGAAAGAAAUUUGUGUAGUUGCAGUGAUGAGGCGUGGAGAUCCUCUCCCUCGAGCCUUCCAGGCUCCAGUGGAUGUACACGCCAGUGCGGAUGGCCAAGUGUACAUGUUCAGACACAGACAAGAAGAACCGGAAGCGUCAUCUGAGGAUGAGGAACUCAAUGUCAUGGAGCUCCGGCCACGGAGCCGAGAUUCAUCCUCACAGGAGAGAGAAAGAGUGGGAGAAAUGCUUUUGCUAGAACGGGACAUUUCCCAUGAGGACAAUCUCAGCAAACUGGCCCUUCAGUAUGGAUGCAAGGUGGCUGACAUAAAAAGAGUGAACAACCUUUUUCAAGAGCAGGACAUGUAUGCACUGAAGUCCAUCAAAAUCCCUGUAAAGAAGCAUAGUCUGCUAACCGAGGCCAACUCUGAGCUCAGGAAUCCCCAGCAAAGACCAUCCCACGACGCAGCAUCAUCAAACAGCGCUGAAGCGAGCCUCUCGGGAAGACCUCAGGUGCAGGAGUUCACCAAUUACCUUAAAGAAGUGGACAGUGACAUUGAGCGUCUGAUCCAAAGCACAGACCCCUCAGAAGAGGUAUUUCCGGGUGAUUCCAGGGUAUCCAGACGAUGGGGAUGGAGAAGCCAGCACUUGCGCAGCUAUGGCGCAGACUGGGGGAUCCAGUGGUGGAACGCUGUAGUUGCCAUGUUACUCAUUGGCAUUGUCCUACCAAUAUUCUAUGUGGUAUAUUUUAAAACUCAAGAGAGUGGUGAAUCUGUAGUGGACAAUGGAGUGGUCAAUAUAUCUCUGCCUACCUCAAACAGUACAAGGGUGAGCGUCAGCUCAGUGAACCCUGGGAAUAUAAUGGGAAACCAUCUUGAGAAAAAGCAAGUAUAACAAUGGAAAAUAUUGUAUGUUUGUGUAGCCUUAUCAUUUGGUUUGAUGCCUAUCAUUUUCUUUGGUACUUUGCAGAUAAACUUAGUAUUACAAGUUGACUACAUCUACAAGUCUUUGUAGACACCCAUAUUAUGGUAGAUUCACUUAGUGAAUUGAUGAGCCAUAAUAAAAAGGUAAGUUUUGGGUUCAAAAGAC